This is a messenger RNA of Aptenodytes forsteri (emperor penguin), 679 nucleotides long. Its product is annotated as cytochrome c oxidase subunit 4 isoform 1, mitochondrial. NCBI's taxonomy places the organism in Eukaryota, Metazoa, Chordata, Aves, Sphenisciformes, Spheniscidae. The record is from RefSeq and is a predicted model, not a curated record. Gene Ontology annotation, biological process: mitochondrial electron transport, cytochrome c to oxygen. The coding region runs from base 28 to 549 and encodes 173 amino acids. The transcript has 4 exons.
UACCUGCUGUUGUUUUGUCCCGGCAGGAUGUUGGCUUCGAGGGCGUUCAGCCUCGUGGGGAAGAGAGCCAUUUCCACCUCCAUCUGCGUGAGGGCGCACGGACAUGGUGCAGCUGGCGUCGUCAAAGCAGAGGAUUUCAGCCUCCCAGCCUACGUCGACCGUCGUGACGUUCCCCUGCCUGAAGUGGCCUUUGUAAGGGAUCUCUCGGCUCAGCAGAAGGCGCUGAAGGAGAAGGAAAAGGCGUCUUGGACUGCUCUGUCCGUCGAUGAGAAAGUUGAACUGUAUCGUAUCAAAUUUAACGAGAGCUACGCGGAAAUGAACAGAGGCUCAAACGAAUGGAAGACCGUCCUCGGUGGAGUGCUGUUCUUUCUUGGCAUAACUGGUCUCAUCCUCAUUUGGCAGAAACAUUACAUGUACGGCCCUGUUCCGCACACCUUCUCUGACGAGUGGCUGUCGAUGCAGACGAAGAGGAUGUUGGACAUGCGGAUUAAUCCCGUGGAGGGCAUCUCUUCCCAGUGGGAUUUUGAGAAGAACGAGUGGAAGAAAUGAAGCAACUCAGUGGAACCCGCUCUGCUUGAACAUGAAAUGAUUCCAUCACCUGCGUGUGACCUCGUUGCUUAUGUACUGGAACAACCUCUCCACCUACAUAGAUGCUAAUAAACGUCUGGUUAACUUGAAA